GUGGGCCUGGACGAGAAAGAAAAGAAGAGUUUUGGGGAGGUUUUGGAUGAGGUGGUUAGAGGUGUACCUAGUUCGGAGAAGCUUUUCAUAGGUGGUGAUUUCAAUAGGCACAUCGGGUCUUUGCCGUUAGGGUACGAUGAUGUACAUGGAGGCUUUGGGUUCGGGGUUAGAAAUACUGAGGGAGCUGCUCUUUUGGAUUUUGCGAGGGUCUUUGGGUUGGUGGUAGUGAAUUCUAGCUUUUCAAAGAAGAAAGAGCAUUUGGUCACUUUCCGCAGUAGGAUAGCCAAGACUCAGAUCGACUUUUUGCUGCUUAAGAAGGAGGAUAGAGCAUUGUGUAAGGAUUAUAAGGUAAUCCCGAGUGAGAACCUUGCGGCCUAG
Capsicum annuum is the source of this 378-nucleotide messenger RNA. RefSeq lists its product as uncharacterized. The transcript has a single exon. Gene Ontology annotation, biological process: chromatin remodeling. Gene Ontology annotation, cellular component: nucleus. The annotation marks the transcript as partial. NCBI's taxonomy places the organism in Eukaryota, Viridiplantae, Streptophyta, Magnoliopsida, Solanales, Solanaceae. The record is from RefSeq and is a predicted model, not a curated record.